GAUCCAAAGGAUACACGACGCUUAAAAUAUUAUAGAUAUAGGUAUACAGAAGGAAAGGCGAACUCGGCGAACGCCGAAGACUGGGAGAAUUUCGAAAGCCGCCUACGAAGUGCUGUUCUAUUUAAACAAAUUAGACCAGAAAAAGGUACACCCAUCAAUGAGAGCCCGCAACUAUUUCCGAAGUUUAAGA
Paramuricea clavata is the source of this 190-nucleotide messenger RNA. The record is from the annotation of a GenBank genome assembly. Lineage: Eukaryota; Metazoa; Cnidaria; Anthozoa; Malacalcyonacea; Plexauridae.